AUGGAGCCUGCGACGCAGGGAUGCGAGAACAGAGUGCUGCCAUCCGAACGCCCCGACACGAAUAAUUCAGUUCCUGGGGCCCCGUCAAGACUGGAAACAAGCACGAUAAAGAUUCUUCAAAGCUUUAGCAAGCGAACGACGCACACUGACGUCCAGCACGCGGAGGUACAACAGAUCAAGGAAUCGCAGCGAAGGAAGGCCCGAGCGGCACUGGCACGGCUGAGGAAACUUUUGGAACACCCAACGACGAUCGAUUCCAUAAAAGGCAUACUCACCGGGGAAAGAAUAAAUGCGACCGAAAUCGACGAGUGCACGCAGGCGAUUAUCGACGUGUUUGCGGCACCGCGAUCAUAUGUGUCCAUCAGCAUUACGGACAUCGGCGCCAAGCAGGGUAUUCAUAUCACGGACUCUCUGGGAAAUAUCGAACGAUGUAGCACAAUUCCCAAUCACAUGAACAGCAAGCCUUCCGACGUUGACGUUCGUUGGAUACAUGUUCCCAUUGGCCGGGGUGUGCUUCAGUCGACGAUUGAAGACCUGUUCAACUACUCCGGGAAUCGUUGCGCCGGAAAGUCAUUUUCAGCCACGGGAAGUGAGGGCUGGCCCUAUCCCGAGAUCGUCACGACGUCUUUCUUCGCGGAUAAGACGUUGCAGGAGCAUCUCGAUGCCAUCGAGACUCUGUCAACAGUGGAGAGACUCGAAACUGCGGGGCCCAGACGAGACCCAUUAUCUGGGUUCACAGAUCGACAGAAGCAUGAUCUCCGAUGGCGCGCAGGGCUACUCGAUCUAGAACUGAGAGCGUUGGACAUGGUAGUUGCCGAUCUGCCGCUCAUGCUGGAAGAAACAGUGGUGGGCCACGCCAGCCCGCUGGAUACGAGGCAAGCCUUGUUCAGCCAGACGAACAGCCAAGGUCUCUCGACGCACCAUCAAUUCAAAAACGCCAUACUGAUGAUGGGCGAAUUGCGGGCCUUUCAUCGAUCAGACGGUAGGGUUCUGCGUAAAAUGAAAAUCUCCUGGCUCAUGCUCUCGCUCAUCAUGACAGGGUUUCUCCUUACGUUUUCGAACCAGAGUGGCGUCGACUAUCUUGGUGACGACUUCAAAAAUCACCUGGCAAGUCGUCUGGAGUUGGUGCUGCAAGAUCCGGAAGCGUCCGUCCUUGGACAUACCAUGAAGACCUUUCUCAACGGCGGAACCAGUCGCUGGGGCAGAAGGACGGUCGAGUGGCUCAUUGUGUACCUCUUCACCGAAGCUGCCGUUGCACCGCACAACAUUCGGCAUGGGAGAAUUGCCAUCUCGUAUCUGCAAGCGUACUCAAACAUUGCCAAGGAGCUGAAGAAGCAACAUAACGAGCCAUGGGUUCGAGGGGAUCGAGCAAAGCUGGUCAACAGGUAUGUCGAUUGCAUCCGGAGCAUGAAGGCGAUAAAGACGGCCACGUCGAACAAACUGGAAGUCAUCUUGGGAAUGCAAACGGACUGCGAGCGGAUGGAGGGAGAGCUCGAUGCCGAGGGCAUCGAAGCAAACCAAGAUCCGAUGGCGGAGUCGUUUGCCGAACGCUUGAGUUGGGCGCGCGGGCUCCUCGAGGAGCAAAGCCGUGAUGUCGACCGGCUCAUCGACCACUUUCAAGAUUCUCUCAACAUUGUGUUUCAACAGCAAACCAUCGAGCUCAACGAGCUUGCCGUGGCGACGGAGAGCCAGAACAAGGCCAUCCUCAUAUUCACGAGCGUCACCGUCGUUUUCCUGCCUCUUUCUUUCUUCACCUCCUACUUUGGCAUGAACCUCAGCGGUUUAGCGCAGACGAGCAGAGACGAGGCAUUCUUCUGGGAGGUGUGCGGGACCACGACGGUUGUCAUCGUGGGCGUCUUGUUCAUCUCCGCCUUUAAGCAUAGGCUGCUUCGACGGCGGUCCGAGUUGCCGCGCAUCGUUUGUUGGAAUGGAUCAAGAGUCGACACGAUGAGGAGGGAAAAGAGCGACUCGAGUUUGACGCUCGAGUCUGGGCUGAUGCCGUAG
Drechmeria coniospora is the source of this 2004-nucleotide messenger RNA. RefSeq lists its product as uncharacterized. NCBI's taxonomy places the organism in Eukaryota, Fungi, Ascomycota, Sordariomycetes, Hypocreales, Ophiocordycipitaceae. Gene Ontology annotation, cellular component: membrane. Bases 1 to 2004 code for a protein of 667 amino acids. The record is from RefSeq and is a predicted model, not a curated record. Gene Ontology annotation, molecular function: cobalt ion transmembrane transporter activity; magnesium ion transmembrane transporter activity; cobalt ion binding. Gene Ontology annotation, biological process: metal ion transport; transmembrane transport. The transcript is spliced from 6 exons.